Molecule: messenger RNA, 1050 nt
Organism: Didymosphaeria variabile
Lineage: Eukaryota; Fungi; Ascomycota; Dothideomycetes; Pleosporales; Didymosphaeriaceae
Exons: 3
Coding region: 1-1050 (349 amino acids)
Source: RefSeq, a predicted model, not a curated record
AUGUCGGCCUGGAUGACUGGUUCAUGCUGGGUGCCCUUGUGGUUGCGAUUGGCAUGGGGAUACAGAAUGGAUUCCAUGUGUCUUGGGGAACUGGGUAAGCUACAAAGGGAAGACAUGUCCUCCACCGUUAUAGCUGACAAUUACAGACGACGUGGAUCAGAUCUCGAUCUUCUUGUGAUCCUGGAGCCCACACUGAAGCAUUGGUACGCAUAUCAGAUGGUAUACCCAUGGUCACUGUUCUUCGUGAAGGCCAGCAUCCUCGCAUUGUACCACCGCAUCUUUACGCAGACCAAGUUCCGUCGGCUUGUAUAUGCCGUAACUGCCUUCGUAUCAACAUACACCAUCGUUGUGUUCUUUGUCAACGCCUUCGAAUGCCCGAAGAACCCUUCACAGGCAUGGUCGCCGACGUUUCCUGCAGGAUGUAACAAUCUUCCCGCGACUUACUUCUCGACCGCCUCGAUCAACAUCUUGACGGACGUCAUGAUCUUGCUGAUGCCCAUCCGAGCAUUUUGGCAACUCCAGUUACACCCUAGGAAACGAUGGGCCCUACUCGGAGUCUUCUUAGUCGGCGGCAUCGCUGCCAUCGCCUCUAUCGUCCGUCUCUACGCCCUCUACGUUUACACUACCACCCAAGACGUUGCCUACGACGCCAUUUUCAUCCUACUCCUCUCCCAAAUCGAAGUCAAUGUCGCCAUCAUAUCAGCCUCUGCUCCUGCGCUCAGGCCACUUUUCAACAAGACUUUCAUGUCCACCUCAUACAACCGCUCCAAGUAUGGCGCAGGCUAUGGGAGUGGGAUGGGCAGCAACCUCCGUUCGCGUGCGAAGUCGAAUGGUCAGAUUGAAUUGUACUCAUAUGAUGCGAACAAGGAAACUGGCACCUCGUCUUCUGGGACGGGAACCAAACAUACGAGGGGCGGAACCAGUGUUGGGAGUAACACGAGUGAGGAGUCGAUACUGAGGGCGGGUGGAAGCAAUGCGAUUAUGAAGACGACCGAGAUGAGGAUCGACGUUGAGCCGAUCUCUCAGACACAGACAGGACGUGCUAUAUGA